This is a messenger RNA of Parastagonospora nodorum SN15, 831 nucleotides long. RefSeq lists its product as hypothetical. The record is from RefSeq and is a predicted model, not a curated record. NCBI's taxonomy places the organism in Eukaryota, Fungi, Ascomycota, Dothideomycetes, Pleosporales, Phaeosphaeriaceae. The transcript has 2 exons. Bases 1 to 831 code for a protein of 276 amino acids.
AUGGACUCUACGGCCAGAAUCAGCUUGGAAGCCGAGUUGUGCGAACUCUACGAUAAGCACCUCUCCUCUUUGAGAAGUUCCAAUGACGCAGAAGUCGCAAAAUGCGAGCUCGAGGAUGCCAUUGUGCGGCAGUCAAAAGCCAGUUGUCUCGAUAUAUCCGCAAAGCUCACCCAGCUGCCUCGCGAACUGCGCGACAUUAUUUACAGUUACGUGCUGGAAGAGCGACCUUACGACAGACCUUUGGUUCGCUUCUUUCCCAAGGAUGUUGUCCCUCCAUCGCCGUGCUGCAGCUCGUCUCCCUCAUCGUCAAUAUGUCCAUGCUCGACCGGCCUUGCACAUUUCCUCAAUCCCGAUUUUAUGGGGGAAACUAUAACCUUGGAAAUUCUGGACGCGUUCAAGACCGAUAUGCGAGCGGAGAAAGGGCGAAGAUACCGCCCUAAUUACUCUCUACAUUGGAGUGAACUCAAGGAAUUCGCAAGCCGCGAGCUGUUUCAUCUUGGCACCACGUUGCACGAGCUGUGCGAGGAUAUGCGUCUGAGUGUAAGGCUUAAUAUCGCCGAUGUGCUGACGGAAGAGAAGCAUACGGAAAGGCUCGAGAUCGGGCUCUCGACCGCUCCCGAUGAUGCGAUACAGUCAGCUGUACAAGCUUUAUCCACACUGCGGUCAGGAAAGCCACGUCGAAUCACAUUAGCCUUCAGCGACGAGGCGUUAGAAAGGCCCCCAAAGAAUAUGAAUCACGUCUUUCGUGCACUAGGGGUUCCUUUCAGAGAACUCAAAUCCUCGGGCUUUGAUAUGCGCCUGACUUACACCAGCGGCGACCGGGAUCUUUAG